UUUCUCUAUCACCAAACAGCCGCUUAAAUGCACCGUGUUUUGACUAACCAGAGAGGCAGCGGUUGUGACGGUGCCAUUCCCCAGUUAUAGCAUCGCAGGUGGCGUUCCGUUCUCACAACGCCGCCGCAGCCUCCUCCGCCAUUUCGAUGGAUUCACUUCUGAUUAAGUUUACUGGUACGAGUAAAGUUUACUACUUUCAGAAUAGAUUAGUUUUGGGAUGGGGUAUACUGUUGAGGAGGUAUGCUUCCAGUGAACCAGCAAUGGAGGUUUCAGAUACAACAAAAAGAAUAUGUAAAAUUAUGAUGUCCUCCCCUCCGGUGGUGCUUGAUACUGUUCUAAACCAAAGUGGGAUUAAGGUUUCACCUGAAAUAGUGGAGAAUGUUUUAAGGAGAUUUGAAAAUGCUGGGAUGGUGGCUUAUAGAUUCUUCGAAUGGGCUGAGAAGCAGCGGAAUUAUGUGCACAGUGUUAAAGCUUACCACACCAUGAUUGAAUCUUUGGCCAGGAUUAGGCAGUAUCAGAUCAUGUGGGAUCUUGUGAAUGCAAUGAGGAAUAAGACGAUGCUAAAUGUUGAGACAUUCUGCAUUAUUAUGAGGAAGUAUGCUAGGGCUCAGAAGGUGGAGGAGGCAGUUUACACUUUUAAUGUAAUGGAGAAGUAUGAUGUCCCACUGAACUUAGCAGCAUUCAAUGGCCUGUUAAGUGCCUUGUGUAAGUCUAAUAAUGUGAGGAAGGCACAAGAGAUCUUUGAUAGAAUGAAAGAUCAAUUUGUCCCUGACUCUAAAACUUUUAGUAUUCUUCUUCAAGGAUGGGGGAAGGCUCCAAAUCUGCCAAGGGCAAGGGAGAUCUUUAGAGAAAUGGUUGACAUGGGUUGUAACCCUGAUAUUGUGACCUAUGGUAUCAUGGUUGACAUUCUCUGCAAGGCAGGGAGAGUUGAUGAAGCCAUUGGAAUUGUUAGGGAAAUGGAUUCUAAUGGUUGCAGGCCUACAUCUUUCAUCUAUAGUGUUCUGGUUCAUACUUAUGGGAUUGAAAACAGGAUUGAAGAUGCUGUUGACACCUUCUUAGAGAUGGAACGCAAUGGAAUUAUGGCUGAUGUUGCCAUAUAUAAUGCCCUGAUUGGUGCUUUCUGUAAAGUGAAUAAGUUCAAGAAUGUAUAUAGGGUUUUAAAUGAGAUGGAUGUAAAGGGGGUGGCACCUAAUGCAAGGACCUGCAAUAUCAUUCUUAGCAGCUUGAUAGGUCGUGGGGAGACUGAAGAAGCUUUUAAAACAUUUCGCAGGAUGAUCAAGUUAUGUGAACCAGAUGCAGACACGUACACAAUGAUGAUAAAGAUGUUCUGUCAGAGGAAUGAGUUAGACAUGGCAUUUAAAGUGUGGAAGUACAUGAGUUUGAAGCAGUUUAUUCCAACCAUGCAUAUCUUUUCAGUUCUUAUAAAUGGACUGUGUGAGAAGGGCAAUGUUACUAAGGCUUGUGUCUUAUUGGAAGAGAUGUUAGAAAAGGGGAUUCGGCCUCCAAGUUCCACAUUUUCAAGAUUAAGACAAUUGCUUAUAAAGGAAGGCAGGGAGGAUGUUCUCAAAUUUCUUCACGAGAAAAUGAACCUUCUGAUCAAGGAGCCUUUAUGUGAUUGAGGACUCUUGAGUUAAAUGGCUGUUUAAAAGAUGCAUCCCAGGUUUAGGGGGGGAGAUACAGAGAGUUAAUGUCUGAUUACUGCAAGUUUCACUCUUUGCAGGUAUCCGUGUUGUAUAAUUUCCCAGCUAAAUAGUGGAAACUUAUUUGUCACGACACAUGCCUAAGAAAAUUGUCUCAGGAACUUUGACACUCAGUCAAAGAAAGCAUUCAACAAGCUUUUGGGUCAAUAUGAUGUAGCUCACGCAGAAUUUUAUAGAUCACUCCUUGGCUUCAGCUAGGGAUAGAAAUUGAGGAAAUUGCUCCUGGUUUUAAGCAAAAAGAGAAUUACAAGUAAUUUAUAGAUAUCUUGCUAUGUUGAAUCAAGGUUUCACGCUCACUGGACGGCAGACUAUGAACUCCUUUUGUAGGCAACUGGAAACUCAAUUUUUUUUCCCCCUUUGUUACUUGGAUUGUGUCAGCAUGUUGCUCACAGCUAAGACAUGGUAAGAGCUAGUUGUUUUGGGCAUUUGAGAGUUGAAACAUCUCUUACCGAAAGAUAAGAUAUCAGAAGAUACUCAUGCAUGCUUUAUUGGUUAAUUUGAGUUCAAUGACUGCAAGGUCAGAGAGAUUUCUGGAAUUAUGACCUCUCUCGAAUCUAAGUUGAAGGUUGAAGCCUGGUUAUAUAACUUAUACGAGCUCAUGAGUCAUGGAUGACUAGAUGUCAACAAGAGAAUCUUAAGUCAGCCAUCCAAUAAUCCAGUUCAUUCAGUUCGGAAAUUUAAUUUGCUUGCUUUAUUGUUUCAUUCUUCUAAAUGAACAAAAGUUAGCAAU
Messenger RNA from Rubroshorea leprosula, 2430 nucleotides. The record is from the annotation of a GenBank genome assembly. Lineage: Eukaryota; Viridiplantae; Streptophyta; Magnoliopsida; Malvales; Dipterocarpaceae.